CGCCAGACGCCGGCGAUGACCUCAGCCGCCGCGGCCGCCGCCAUUAACCCCGCCCCUUCGUCCGCCCUCUCCCCGCACGCAGCUCCCUUCACCCUCCCCUCCCGACCGGCAUGCACACCUCCCGGGCGCCGCCAGGAUGGUGACGUUUCUAGGUCGACGGAUGGUACCUUUGUGGUGUGCGCUGACGACUCAGCGUCGCCAAUUGCACGCGUCUCGGCAAAACCAAAUGCUGCUUUUUAUCCACCCUCUACAUAUGGAAUGCAUGCUGGACAGCCAAGUUCAUGGUCAGCAGGCUGUAUGGAUGCGUAUCCCUCCUCGCCAUCGGCCAGGAUAACAUCCGAUUAUAAGCCGCAACGUAUCUUGACCUCGGGAAAUGGCAGCAGAUGCUCAACAGUGAAGAUAGAAAGGCCACCGAAUAAAACACCAGAAACUAACAACAACAGUUCUGGUUCUACUAGCCAGCUGGCUGUGGCAGAAAAUCUCAAAUCAAAUAGAGACAGGGGGAAAGAAACAUCAUUCCCCAUUUUACAAGUCAGUACUCCUGUUGAUGGCAAGGACAACUCACAAGGUACCGUGAUCUGCUUCAAAGAGGCAGAUCCUGCCAUCAGUGUGAAGCCUCUUCAUACUCCAACUACCUCUGCUGAUCCAUGUGGUUUCAUGGCUGAUGAUGUGAUGCCAGAUCCAUCGGAAUGCUCUGUCGAUUCACCAUGUUAUAGAGGAGCUUCAGCUUCUCACGUGUCUCCAUUUGAUGCACUUCAAACACCUGCUAUCCAGUCAACUGAUCAAGAAUUAGAAGCUUUUGGGGCGGGAGAGAAACAGAGCUGUAGCACUGUUCCACAUUAUAAUGCUCUGUCUGAGGUUCAAAGUUUGGUCACUAGUAAGACUAAGCACGACCAUUCCCAAUCACAAACUGAAGCCGAUGUGUCAAAGAAAUCUGGAGUUAUAGGUAUGAAGCAAACAAAAGAUACCCAUGGGAAGGAGCUUGAGUGUACAAACCAAUAUGCAGCCAAGUGUAAAAAAGAGCAGAACCACCUUUUGGAGCUGAGAGAUAAUUAUGUGAAGCGAUCUGGUCUGAAUUCUGCUGCUCCGGAUUAUGUACCUUCAUCAAUUGGGAAAUCAAUAACUUCCCAAGGACCAUGUUCUUCAACAGGAAGGAAUGUAUCAGGAGUUCUGAAGGACAUCAAGAAUUUUACAGAGCUCCUCCAGAGUAGUUGUUCCAAUGAGAAAAUUGAGCUAGAGGAACAUGAAUACAUCCUCCUUGAAUCAGUGAUUGAUAGUCUUCAGACUUUCCUUCAUAAAACAAGACAGGGUCCUAUUAAGGGUGCUUCCGGCAAGGCAGGGUCAAAGGCUCCAUAUUCUCAGACUACAGUUUUAAAAUCUGAUGCAGGAAAAUGCAAUGGUAGUUACGUUGCAGACGGUGGAAAAGGCAUAAUCAUUAAUCAUUUUGCUGGUUCUAGUCACAUGCUCAACGAGUUUGGCAGAAACAGCUUGACACGUGGGCAGCCUCCACUCAAUGAUGUUCCGAAGAAGAUCUCCUGCGAGGAAGAGCAUUCACAGGUUCAGGUGUAUAGAAGUCUUUGGAUUGAAGCGGAGCGUGCAAAUUGUGAAUUGAAGUACCAGCUGAUGAACACUUGUAUAAGAAUAGACCUAGAGUCCAGCAUGGCUCCUAUUGGCAGUCCCAGCAAGAACUAUUUGCAAGUAUCUGAUUUGGGCACCGAUCCAAGUAGUUCGUAUGGAGCUUCCCUAGCUCACGCACCGAUGCUGACCUUUUCCAAGGAUCCACCUACUGGAGAGACAUCAGGAGCAAGAACCAGUCAAAAUCUCUUUUAUGCUGGAGACUACAUUCAGUCAGGAGGCAACAGCGCACUUAGCUGUUCUUCAAGCACCAAAGGCUACACUAUGCCAAAGAAUUUGCAGCGUAGACAUGUCCUGGCAGGAUUGGAAGAAGCCUCCACACAUCGUCAUGCGCAUCUCGGGUCGCAACAAGCGUCAAGUAGAGCUCGUCCAGAGUCGAAUGGAUGCACUUUGGAUGACGUGCUGCCUCCCUCAUAUAUCACUGGAAGAGGUAGCAUUUUGCACAGCAAUUCCGAGUACGGCUCGUCUGACUGGGAGCACGUGCUAAGUGAGGAAAAUGGCUGGAGCUGAAGGCAUCUAGAAGCCCAGAUGGUGGUACUUGUAUAUAUGUGAGGAAGUAGGAUUGCAGAAACCAGGAAGCCAGGGAUUCCGGUUAUACUUUUAUUGCUAACUAACGGCCAUCAAAAUGGUACUGCUUGGCAAAAUGUUGCUUUUUUCAGCCAGCGGAGAACAAUUACCCCAUUAUGCAUCCUCUCUUAGGAUGUAUACAUAUUUCAAUUUGGACGCUAAUAAGCAGCAUCUUGGUCUUUAAGCGCGCACAGUUUGUUGUUUGAUUAUUAUCGUGCCCAUUCAAAGCACUUUAAGCAAGAUUUUGCAUGCACCUUGUACCCGUACUCAUCCAGGCUGAGUAAUCGAUCAUUCACGGUUGUUCAUUA
Lolium rigidum is the source of this 2510-nucleotide messenger RNA. RefSeq lists its product as uncharacterized. The record is from RefSeq and is a predicted model, not a curated record. Bases 16 to 2145 code for a protein of 709 amino acids. The transcript has 5 exons. Lineage: Eukaryota; Viridiplantae; Streptophyta; Magnoliopsida; Poales; Poaceae.